AUGACGACAAUGGUCCACUUCGCUUUGUGCAUCUACUCUGACGAGGCCUACGGCCGGGGCAUCUACCUGGCAAUGCAAGAGCAGGCCACCGCUGCCGGGGAACCGGAUCGUCUGUCAGGCCACCGGCUCCGGUACAUGGCCCAGUCCUUCGAUAAAGAGGAGGCACGCGGCGUGGUGCAACAUGCCAAAGCUCAAGGUUCUCGCUUCGUGCUGGUCGCGAUGGUGAAGCAUCUGGGGGGACUGCUUCUCGUUCUGGAUGAGGAAGGCAUGCUGGGUCCCCACUGGCAGAUCUUGGGCUCGGAGUACGUGGGGGAUAUGACGCCGGAGGAGUUCCCCGUGGGCUACAUGCGCAUGAACCCUGCCGACAACGGUCCGAAACUGGACGCCUUCACAGAUUUCUGGUCUCAGCUGACCCGGGAGGAUGUUGUGGGCCCGGCGGCGCAGGCCCGCUACAAGCUGGGAAGCUUGAAGAUUCCUCUGGAGGACAACCCAUCUCCCCCGAUUACCGACAGCUUGUUCGCGGGUGGAGAUGGUGUCGGCUCGGUCGACCGCUUCCUCAUCGAUGCAGGCUACAGCUUCAUCCUGGCCAUCAACAGCCUCCUCAACGAAGGCUUCAGUCUCCAGGAGAUCCGAGGGCAGCGUCUGCUGGAGCAGCUGCAGAAAACGACUCUUGCUGGCCUCACGGGCUACGUAAGCUUCGACGAGAACGGAGAUCGGGCCGGCAACUACUACCACCUGCUGAACAUCCAGGUGGUCGAGGGCCAGCGCGCUUGGGUGAAAGAGGGCAUUUUCGACCAGGCGAACCAACGGCUGAACAUCUCGGAGAACUUGACCUGGAUGGAUGGAAAUCGCAGCACUACUGCACCGACGCAUCUCUUCUUGGUGGCGGACUGCGAGAGCGGCCUUUUCCAAGAUGAUCCGCGGUGCCAGCCCUGUCCCAAAGGCUUUUUCUGCGUGGGUGGCAACUCCUCCUUCCAGCCUUGCCCACGAGGAACCUUUACGAAUGAGACGGGUAUGUCCAACUGUACAGCCUGCGAUGUCGGACGCUUCUCGUCAACGGUGGCCUCAAGCGGUUGCCUCUUUUGCAACCCGGGCACCCACGCGAACCGCACGGGCCUGGCCCUGUGCGACAAAUGCCCAAAAGGCACCUACUUCAACGAUUCUGGUGCAGUGCACUGCACGAAGUGCCCUUUGAAUUUGACUACGCAGGAGUCGGGUUCCAUCGAUUUCUCAGAAUGUCUGUGUGCCGAGGGGACCUUCCUUUGUGAAGGCUUGGGUUGUCUUCCCUGUCCUGGUGGCCUGAACUGCCCGGCGGGGCGGGGACCGCCCCUACGACAAGCAGGGUAUUGGUCUCCCGCGGGAGUGCCCGAGCAGUGUACCUUCAAAGUCCUGCGGUGUCGGAACGGAUACCAAUGCACGGAGAACGCGGUGCUCGGGGAGUGCCCAGAGGGGCGGAUGGGCGAUGCGUGCACGAUUUGCAAGCCUAACCACUAUCCGGCUCCCAUGGGUGAAUGCGCCAUCUGCGAGCCCGUGCAUGUCCUGGUGGCGGUUGUGGCCACUCUCUUCGUGACGUUCUUCUCCGUAAUGUUCCUGUCGAACAUCAACACCGACCUUCACCAGAAGAGUUUGAGCUUGUUAACGGUCGCGCUGAUUGGCGGUCAACUCGUCCUAGCUGUGCAGGCGCUUGGGUCCAUCCAGAGGACGAGCAUCAGAUGGGUGCCACCGGUCCGAGACAUCAUCGUUCUUACCAAGCUCGCUUUCUUCGAAUUCGAUUUCAUACGGAUCUCCUGCAUGUUCGCCUCAGAUGACCCGGUGGGGGGCUUCUUUGCCAAGCUCUUAGCCUGUCCCGCAGGGCUUUGCAUCUUUAUCGGAGCUGGCCUGGUUGCAAAGCUGCGGGGCAAACAUUCAUCCUUUGAUGCCCUGUUCAAUCUCUGCGGCAUGGCUUUCUUUGCGCUCUUCAUCGGCCUGACGAUGACGGUGGUUGAGCCGUUCAAGUGCCAGCCAAAUCCAGACGGAACUUGGUCUCUGUCCUCCAAUCCGGCGAUCAUUUGUUUUGAUUCCUCGGAGCACUUGGCCAUGUUGGGGCUCUCCUGCUUCGGGUUCAUCUGCUACCCUAUAGCCAUCCUCUCCUGGGCGGCUUACGCGGUGAUAAUGUACCCGGUCUGGAUCACCAGUGGAGCCGGCCUCCGCAUCGUAAGCCGCCAUCGCUUCCUCUUCCAGCGAUUCCGACCUACCUUGACAGCCAUGGCGUCCCAGACAACUUCCCGCGAUGCCGCCGUGGAGUACGAGGGCCUGGUCCACAAGCAGCCAGUGGCUCGCACCUCCCGCAAAUGGUACUUCCUCGGUGCCGGCCUUGCUCUGCUCGGCGUCGCCGGGGUCGCAGCCAAGGCAAUGAGCUCCGGUGGCGUGCUGUUUUCCUCGAGUGCCGCACGGAAAGGUACCAUCCAGGCCGCUGAGACUUGGGAGGAGCUGCCCGGUAUUGACAAGGUCAUCCGCAAGGCGCAGAGCUUGAAGCAGGAGAAGCCGAUGCGCAACUUGCAGGAUCUCUUCUAUGACUCCCAGCCGGAGGAGCUGCCCUGGAUUCGCACGGAAUGCGUGAUUGACACCGUACAAGCUGCCGCCUACCUUGGCCAGGCUGUCGUGUUCCUCUACAAGGCCAUUGACUACGAUGGGCUUGAGUGCCCGAACAACUCGCCGGUGGGAUGCGCCGCCAGUGUCGCAGGCUUCAUCACGUCCAUUAGUUGGAUCGCUUCGUACCUGUCCUUUGCCGCGAACGCUUGCGGCCAGGCUGUUAACAACGGUGGAUUGGUCAUCGCAGACACAGGGGUGCCCGUAGGGGAUGGAGAAUGCGUUUUCACAGCCGCAUACAACAGUCGCACAUGCCGCACAAGGUUGCCGGAGAUCGCAGGUGUGUGUCUGGCAGGUUUCCUCUUAUGGAACCGAGUCAGUCAAGACAAACGCGCUCUUUGUGCUGGCGAUUUCACGGCACUUAUGGCCAACUUCGGAGAGAUCGCCACCGUGGGCGCCGCUGCCAGGGCGGACUGCAACUUCGGCAAGAACGCUCUCCAGAUCCUCACGCGCACCGAGACGAUCUCCCCUCCCUGGAAGGAGUUCGUCCCGGCGGGAGCCUCGCCGGCGGUCGACAAGGCCUUGAAGAUCAAAGGCCACAAGGACCAGCAGCGCAACCGUGACUACGACAUCGUGCAGUGCGCCGUGGACGUCACUAACUCCGCUUCCUACAUCGUCCGAGUCAUCCUCCAGAUUCGCGCCGCAGGCAGUGCCUGUGCGGACCCCAAGUCCUGCGCAGUUGGCAUCAUGAACAUCAUUUCCUCCUUUGCGUGGAUCUCGCAGUUCACGGCUCUCGCCGUCUCGGACUGCCAAGUGGGUGCCGACCAGAAAGCUCUGUGCACUGCAGACAUCUCCGACAUGGUGGCUGCGCUCACCAACGGCCCGGCUGCCGGCAUCGCCUCCACUUCUGACUGCGCGGACCUCUAA
This is a messenger RNA of Symbiodinium sp. CCMP2592, 3495 nucleotides long. The record is from the annotation of a GenBank genome assembly. NCBI's taxonomy places the organism in Eukaryota, Dinophyceae, Suessiales, Symbiodiniaceae.